Messenger RNA from Cryptomeria japonica (Japanese cedar), 1454 nucleotides. Its product is annotated as hydroxyphenylpyruvate reductase-like. The transcript is spliced from 2 exons. The coding region runs from base 54 to 1016 and encodes 320 amino acids. The record is from RefSeq and is a predicted model, not a curated record. Gene Ontology annotation, cellular component: cytosol. Lineage: Eukaryota; Viridiplantae; Streptophyta; Pinopsida; Cupressales; Cupressaceae. Gene Ontology annotation, molecular function: glyoxylate reductase (NADPH) activity; NAD binding; hydroxypyruvate reductase [NAD(P)H] activity.
CGGCAACACAAAUAUUUACAGAAAGAAAAUGUUCAAUUACAGGGGCAGGAAAAAUGGGCGAGCAAAAGCUGAAGCAGGCGGGUGUCCUAAUCACAUAUCUUUCGAUGCCCUACUUGAUCGAAUCCCUGGACCGCAAAUUCACGACAUAUAAGCUGUAUGAAUCUCAUGAUCGAGAAGCAUUUUUGACACAGCACUCUCAAUCUAUUAGAGGUGUGGUAUGCGGCAGAAAGGACGGGAUUAAUGCACAUAUGAUCGAUGCUCUUCCCUGUUUGGAGAUUGUGGCCACCAGCAGCGUCGGAUUUGAUAAAGUGGAUUUGGCCAAGUGCAGGCAGCGCAACAUUGCAGUGGUCUAUACUCCUGAUGUGUUAACUGAUGACGUGGCGGAUUUAACCAUUGCUCUAAUGCUCGACGCCCUUCGCCAAAUUUCCGCUUCUGAUCGCUAUGUUCGCCAGGGCCUGUGGCAGAGUAAGGGAGACUACAAAUUAACUUGCAAGCUAAGUGGAAAGCGUGUUGGAAUAGUUGGACUUGGACGUAUUGGUUCAGCUAUAGCUAAGAGGGCACAAGCUUUUGGCUGCAGCAUUGCCUACUACUCCAGGUCUAAAAAACCUGAUGUACCUUUCAUGUACCAUUCAAAUGUUAUAGACCUUGCAGCUAGCAGUGAUGUUCUUGUUGUGGCAUGCUCUUUAACAAAAGAUACCCACCACAUCGUCAAUAAGUCUGUUCUUGAUGCAUUGGGAACGAAAGGCACACUGGUGAAUGUAGGCCGGGGGGCCCUUGUAGAUGAGAAGGAAUUGGUGAAGGCUCUAGUGGAAGGUCGGAUUCAAGGUGCUGGUCUAGAUGUUUUUGAGAAUGAACCUCAUGUUCCACAAGAACUAUAUAAUUUAGAAAAUGUGGUUAUGGUGCCGCAUAUGGGAUGUGCAACCUGGGAAACGACGAAGGCAAUGGCAGAUCUUAUUGUUGGGAAUCUGGAGGCACACUUCUCGAAGAAACCUUUGCUCACCCCUGUACCACUAUGAGAAUUUUAUUAAUCAAAGAAGUUGGCAUAAUAUUUCGCAGAAUGGCAAAGUUCACGAUCUUCUUCAACAGCUGCAAACCAGUUUAGAGAGCAACAAAAACCCAACUGCUGUGGAUGGAAUUUGACAAGCAUAAUAGCUGCUGUUACGCUGUAUCUUUUGUUUUCUAUUAUCUCUGCUGAUUCCUUGUAACUACAGCUAGUUGUUAUAGCUGUUCUGGUUCUAGUAUCCGGCUACUGCUAUUUUAUGUGAUAUCUACAGUUGUAUUAGUUGUUUUCAGCAGCUACCUUGGUAGCUGUUGCUACUGCCUCUUAGCUGUCCACGUUUCAGCUGUUUUAUAAUCUGAAGCAGGGCCUGACGGCCACCCCUGUCUGUUAUAUGAAUUUUUUGUGACGGUUUAGCAUUUUAAUGCCUUUUGUUUUACGUUUUUAAAAAAAUGUU